AUGGCGUCCAAGCGAAAGGCUUCCGCGAUGAACGCGGCCGCCUCGGACGAGCCGGUGGAUCCUUCCGACGAGCUCAUGUUUCUGUGUCUUGGAGGCGGCAACGAAGUUGGACGGUCAUGCCAUAUCAUUCAGUACAAGGGGAAGACGGUCAUGCUUGACGCUGGCCAGCACCCUGCAUACGAUGGCCUCGCCGCCCUGCCGUUCUAUGAUGACUUUGAUCUCAGCACCGUAGACGUGCUCCUCAUCAGCCACGAAGGAAAAAGGGCAUGCUCCAUCUACCUACACAGUGAUGCCCGCCAUGUGUGUGCUCCGAAGCAGUGUCUCUUCAUUUGUCUCUCCCCAUUGCUAACACGAGGGGAUAGUUUCCAUAUAGACCAUGCGGCGUCUUUGCCAUAUGUCCUGGCCAAGACCAACUUUCGCGGCCGCGUCUUCAUGACGCAUCCGACCAAGGCCAUCUACAAAUGGCUCAUCCAAGACAGCGUCCGCGUUGGCAACACGGCGUCAAACUCGGCCACGCAGCUCUACACGGAGCAGGAUCACCUCAACACGUUUCCGCAAAUCGAGGCGAUCGACUAUCACACGACUCACACCAUCUCCUCCAUCCGCAUCACCCCCUAUCCGGCCGGCCACGUCCUGGGAGCAGCCAUGUUUCUCAUCGAGAUCGCCGGUCUCAACAUCUUCUUCACCGGAGACUACUCCCGCGAGCAGGAUCGCCAUCUGGUCUCAGCAGAGGUUCCCAAGGGCAUCAAGAUUGACGUGCUCAUCACCGAGUCGACAUAUGGCAUAGCAUCCCACGUGCCGCGCCUGGAACGAGAGCAGGCUCUCAUGAAGUCCAUCACGGGAAUCCUCAACAGGGGCGGUCGAGCACUGCUGCCCGUCUUCGCCCUCGGCCGCGCGCAGGAGCUCCUCCUCAUCCUGGACGAGUACUGGGCCAAGCACCCGGAGUACCAAAAGUUCCCCAUCUACUACGCCAGCAAUCUCGCCCGCAAAUGCAUGGUCAUCUACCAGACAUAUGUCGGAGCCAUGAACGACAACAUCAAGCGGCUCUUCCGAGAGCGCAUGGCUGAGGCCGAAGCCAGCGGCGACUCGGCGGGCAAAAACGGGCCCUGGGAUUUCAAAUACAUCCGCUCCCUCAAGAACCUGGACCGCUUCGACGACGUCGGCGGCUGCGUCAUGCUCGCCAGCCCCGGUAUGUUGCAGAACGGAGUCAGCAGGGAGCUGUUUGAGCGCUGGGCGCCCAGCGAGAAGAACGGCGUCAUCAUCACCGGCUACAGCGUCGAGGGCACCAUGGCCCGGCAGAUCAUGCAGGAGCCCGACCAGAUCCAGGCCGUCAUGUCUCGCAGCAUCGCGGGCGCCCGUCGAGGCCCAGGGUCUGACUCGGAAAAGGUGCUGAUUCCCCGGCGGUGCAGCGUCCAGGAGUACUCCUUCGCCGCCCAUGUCGAUGGUGUUGAGAACAGGGAAUUCAUCGAAGAAGUUGCUGCGCCCGUUGUUAUCCUCGUCCACGGUGAGCAGCACAACAUGAUGCGCCUCAAGUCCAAGCUGCUCUCCCUCAACGCCAGCAAAACCCUCAAGGUCAAGGUCUACUCCCCCCGCAACUGCGAAGAGCUGCGCAUCCCCUUCAAAGCCGACAAGACGGCCAAGGUCGUCGGCAAGCUCGCCUCCAUCCCUCCCCCCAAGGACCCCGACGCGCCCGCGCCCCUCAUCACCGGCGUGCUCGUCCAAAACGACUUCAAGCUCUCGCUCAUGGCGCCCGAGGACCUGCGGGAGUACGCCGGGCUCAACACCACGACAAUCACGUGCAAGCAGCGCCUGACGCUGAGCGCCGCCGGCGUGGACCUCGUCCGCUGGGCGCUCGAGGGCACGUUUGGCGCCGUGGAGGAGCUGCCCGAGAUGCGCCGCGUCAAGAAGAACGGCGAGGCGUCGUCGGACGGCGACGGCGACGGCGACGAGAAGAUGGCCGAGUACGCCGACGAAGAAGUGGCGAACCUGGUGGCGGCGUACCUCGUCAUGGGCUGCGUCUCGGUGCGAUACCGCACCAACGGCGAGGUCGAGCUCGAGUGGGAGGGCAACAUGCUCAACGACGGCAUCGCCGACUCCGUCAUGGCGGUGCUCUUUUCCGUCGAGAGCUCGCCCGCCGCCGUGAAGCGCUCGUCAAACAACACCAAACACUCCCACUCUCACACGCACGAGUCUUCUUCUGCCAAGGGCCUCCUCUAUGCCGCGCAGCUGGACAGCAAGAAUCCGCACGCGCACGUUUCUCCCGAGGACCGUCUCGAGCGGCUGAUGUGGUUCCUAGAAGCCCAGUUUGGCGCCGACAACGUUGCUCCCGUAGAGGAUCCCAAACUACCACCUCUGCCCUCCGAAGAAUCAAUGGACGUCGACGACGACGACAACAACAACAACAACACCAGCGAGAACGGCGAUGACGACAAUGCAAAGCAGCAGCAGCAACAGCUGGAAGAAGAGCGCAAGCACAAGGAACUCGCCCGCCUGCACAAGCUCGGGAUCCCCGUGCCCGGCAUCUCAAUCAAGGUCGACAAUAAGAUGGCGGCGACGGUCUGGCUGGAGGAUCUCGAGGUGGAGUGCGGCAACAAGGUGUUUGCGGAUAGGGUCCGGGCGGUGGUGGAGAGGGCGGUCGAGGUUACUGCGCCGCUUUGGGGGUAA
Messenger RNA from Trichoderma reesei QM6a, 2664 nucleotides. RefSeq lists its product as uncharacterized. Gene Ontology annotation, molecular function: RNA endonuclease activity; RNA binding; 5'-3' exonuclease activity. Gene Ontology annotation, biological process: mRNA 3'-end processing by stem-loop binding and cleavage. The transcript has 6 exons. Lineage: Eukaryota; Fungi; Ascomycota; Sordariomycetes; Hypocreales; Hypocreaceae. Gene Ontology annotation, cellular component: mRNA cleavage and polyadenylation specificity factor complex. The coding region runs from base 1 to 2664 and encodes 887 amino acids. The record is from RefSeq and is a predicted model, not a curated record.